AUGACUUCUCGGGACCAGCUGGUUCAGCAGGUGGUAGGGGAGCUGCAGGAGGCCGUGGAAUCCGAGGGCUUGGAGGGUCUCGUUGGUGUUGCCCUCCAGGCCAAGCGAGUCCUAUCUUCCAUUACUCUCCCCACCUGCCAGGAGGCAGGCCGUGGCCUCCAGGUGCUGGAAGUAGACUCCGUGGCUCUGAGCCUGUACCCAGACGAUGCUCCACGGAGCAUGCUGCCGCUGGUGUGCAAGGGCGAGGGCAGCCUGUUGUUCGAGGCGGCCAGCAUGCUGCUGUGGGGUGACACAGGCCUCAGCCUAGAGCUGCGGGCACGCACCGUGGUGGAGAUGCUGUUGCACAGACACUACUACCUCCAGGGCAUGAUCGACUCCAAAGUGAUGCUGCAGGCUGUCCGUCACUCCCUGCGCUCUGAGGAGUCCCCUGAGAUGACCAGCCUGCCACCUGCCACGCUGGAGGCCAUCUUUGAUGCAGAUAUCAAGGCUACUUGCUUCCCCAACAGCUUCUGCAAUAUGUGGCACUUGUAUGCCCUGGCCUCUGUCCUUCAGCGUAACAUCUAUUCCAUCUACCCCAUGCGGAACCUCAAGAUCCGGCCGUACUUUAACCGGGUCAUCCGGCCCCGCCGCUGUGACCACCUGCCCUCCACGCUGCACAUCAUGUGGGCUGGCCAACCCCUCACCAGCCACUUCUUCCGCCACCAGUACUUUGCCCCAGUGGUGAGGCUGGAGGAGGUGGAGGCUGAAGAUGCGCCCAGCCUGGCCCCGGCUCCUCCAACCCUGGCCCCACUGCCACCACCCGCCAAGGCCCUGGAGCUGCUCAACCGAGAGCCUGGCCUCAGCUACUUCCACCUCUGUGAACGCUACAGUGUCACCAAGAGCACGUUCUACCGCUGGAGGCGGCAGUCCCAGGAGCAGCGGCAGACGGUGGCCGCCCGCUUCUCGGCCAAGCACUUCCUGCGGGACAGCCUGUACAGCGGGGGCCUCAUGCCGCUGCAGCAGUUCCUCCAGCGCUUCCCUGAGGUUUCCCGUUCCACCUACUAUGCCUGGAAGCAUGAGCUGCUGGGCUCUGGCUCCUGCCCGGCCCUGGCUCCCAAGGAGGUGCUGGCCAUGGCAGAGCUGGAGAAACUGCCAGAGGAGCAAGUGGGCGAGGGCCUGGGGGGCUCCCCGCUGGCAGCGUCAAACCCUGGAAUGGUCUUAAUGCAGCGGGCCAAGUUGUACCUAGAGCAUUGCAUCUCCCUGAACACACUGGUACCCUAUCGCUGCUUCAAACGCAGAUUCCCUUGCGUCUCUCGCUCCACCUACUACAACUGGCGGCGAAAGGCCCUCCGGAGGAAUCCCAGCUUCAAGCCGGCACCAGCCCUGUCAGCUUCCGGGGCUGCCCAGCCAGCACCUGCUGGGGACGUGACCCUGCUCCCUUGGAAGGGUGAGGAGGGCGAAGGGGCAGGGAAAGCAAUAGUUAGGGGCCCACCGGGGCCCCGGGGGCUCAUGCCGCUGAAGAUGCCCUUUUCCCGUUGGCAGAGGCGCCUGCGCAGGGCUGCGCGCAAGCGGGUGCUGAGGGGGCAUCUCCCCUUCUGCCGCUUCCGCCUCCUCUACCCCACUCUGUCCCCUUCUACUUUUUGGGUCUGGAAGAGCCUUGCCCGGCCCUGGCCUAGAGGCAUGUCCAAGCUUCAGGUGCAGGCCUCCACCUCAGGCAAAGGGCGGCAGGAGGCCCAGGAGAAGGAGGUUGACAGGAAUAUGACAGCUGUGCUGGCCCCACAUGCAGGGACUCUGCCAGUGGGGGCUUCUUCAGGAGAGGAACCAGUAGAUGCUGAGGGAGGGCCUUCCAGAGCGGGGGCCUUGCAAGAGAGGGCUACAGCCCUGGGCCAGCCCCACGGUGGCCCCCUGUCAAACCACCCUGUGGUGGCAGGAGGCAGGGAGGACCAGGUGCUGGUGAUGGAUAUGAUCACAACCACGAAGUUCAAGGCCCAAGCCAAGCUAUUCUUGCAGAAACGCUUCCAGUCGAAGAGCUUCCCCUCCUACAAGGAGUUCAGUGCCCUCUUCCCCCUGACUGCCCGCUCCACCUACUACAUGUGGAAGCGUGCCCUCUAUGAUGGCCUCACCCUGGUGGAUGGCUGA
Messenger RNA from Nycticebus coucang (slow loris), 2118 nucleotides. RefSeq names its product vertebrae development associated (gene VRTN). The record is from RefSeq and is a predicted model, not a curated record. The coding region runs from base 1 to 2118 and encodes 705 amino acids. The transcript has a single exon. NCBI's taxonomy places the organism in Eukaryota, Metazoa, Chordata, Mammalia, Primates, Lorisidae. Gene Ontology annotation, biological process: regulation of transcription by RNA polymerase II. Gene Ontology annotation, cellular component: chromatin.